This is a messenger RNA of Drosophila hydei, 1122 nucleotides long. RefSeq names its product gustatory receptor 23a (gene Gr23a). Lineage: Eukaryota; Metazoa; Arthropoda; Insecta; Diptera; Drosophilidae. The record is from RefSeq and is a predicted model, not a curated record. Gene Ontology annotation, biological process: sensory perception of taste. Gene Ontology annotation, cellular component: axon; neuronal cell body; membrane. The transcript has 3 exons. The coding region runs from base 1 to 1122 and encodes 373 amino acids.
AUGAUUGCGUUUCAGGCACUGUUCGCUCGCUGCUUGCUGGGCAUCUACUGGUGCAUGGGCCUCGUGCCUUUGCCACCUGUGUCUCAGCGUUUGCGGCUGGCCGUGGCCUUGUUUAUACGCCUCAUUUGGUUCGCAUACUACACGUGGAUGCUGAUCAUCGGCUACUCUUAUAUAUGGGUAGACAGGAGCUUGAGCAUCAGUUACAUCACUGGAACGCUUCUGCACAUGGGCUACGCAUUGCUAGGUAUGCUAGUUCAAAUGCAGAGCAUACUUAAGCAACGAUUGUAUGUGCGUCUGGAGGACUAUCGCAUACGAUUGCAGCUGCAGAUGAGGCGACUGGGCUGCUCACACAAAUGCCAGCGAACAGAGCGUUUGUUUUUUCUACUGGUCGCACAGAUGUCCAGCGACAUUGUCAAAACCUGGGCCAACUCCAAAUAUAACAUAUCGCCGGUGCACGUCAUCUCCUUGCCGCAGAAGUGGCAACUGCGUUUCCACUUCGUUCAGCUGAUGUGGCAGAUCAUGGAGCUUAAUCAGCGAGCCGUCGAGCUGCGACACUCGCUGCUGCGUCUGGCCGCCGGCAUUGACAUCUGGCAGCCAUACAGCCUGCCCGACUGGAAGUACUUGCAGAUGCUGCGCCUGAGCUACGAGCGCAUUUACGAAUGCCACGAGAUCUUCAACGACUGCUACGGCUGGAGCAUGCUCUGCGUGCAGUUGAUGUGCGGCUUUGAGUUCGUGGCGAAUACCUAUUGGUUCGUCACAGAGGCCUACGUGUCACAGCGCAUAUACAUGUUUAUCUACAACGGCAACACCUGCUUCGCCAUUGGCACACUCAUGACGGCGCUCUUCUGGUACGGCGGCGCAAGUGCUAACAAUAGUCGUCAAAUUGGCUGCUUGAUACCAAAGCUGGUAAAGCCUUUGGGCAGCAAGCGCUACAAUGAUUUGGUCAGCGAGUUCCUACUGCAGACGCUGCAUCAACGCUUCGUGGUGACGGCCAAGGAUUUCUUCAGCCUCAAUCUGCAUCUAUUGAGUAGCAUGUUUGGCGCUGUGGUUACGUAUCUUGUCAUACUCAUACAGUUUAUGUUUGCCGAGAAGAGUUCGCAUGCUGCAGCCAGGCCGAAGUAA